Molecule: messenger RNA, 1442 nt
Organism: Aedes aegypti (yellow fever mosquito)
Lineage: Eukaryota; Metazoa; Arthropoda; Insecta; Diptera; Culicidae
Product: leucine-rich repeat-containing G-protein coupled receptor 4
Exons: 2
Coding region: 137-1105 (322 amino acids)
Cellular component (GO): extracellular matrix
Molecular function (GO): protein binding
Source: RefSeq, a predicted model, not a curated record
GUAUGACUGCUGAUAAGAACCAGACGGUUCGGAUUCCACGCGUCUGGUGUAAAGAAUUCCAAUCUUUCAGUCUUGCUCGAGUUAUCAAUUGCAACGGGUCGCUUAGUUCUGUGUGCUGAAGUCACUCUGCUCAGUCAUGAAUAUUUGGUGGUCAUCAAUCUUCAUCGUCGCCUAUCUGUCGCAAUCACUGUGCAAAAGCUUCAAAUGUUCCGUGAUCAACGAAGCUGGCUUCUGCUUCCUGGAGAAUGUAGUUAUCGGCGAUCCCGCCAGUGCAAAAACCCUAGAAUUCCCUAAACAGCAGAUCCUACUCAUCAAAUCCGGAUCCAUCCCGAACUUUUCGAAGGAUAUCUACGCCCAACUUUCUGGAGUUCGACUGCUUCACAUGUACAACCACACCGCCAUCCGGAAAUUCAUGAUCGCUGUCAGCAAUCUAACAGAAAUUAACCUCCAACGGAACGGUCUCGUCGAGUUCGACGUUGAACCCACCGAAAGUCGAAACCUGAAAACGCUAACCAUCGUCCACAAUGCCAUUAACGUCAUCCCGAAGAACAUCCGCUACCUGGAAGGGCUCGAGAAGCUUUUCCUCUACAACAACUCCCUGGAGUACGUCGAUCUGGAGAUGUUCACCAACGCCACCUCCCUCAAGGUCCUCUCCCUCUACGACAACUUCAUCAAAACGCUCGACUCCAAACUGGGCCUACGCUUCGCCAACCUGCAAACCCUGUCCCUCAGCAAGAACAAGCUGAACUUCAUCCCGUACUUUGUAGAAUCAUUCCCCGCCCUGAACGCCAUAUCCCUACGCAAAAAUCCCUGGAACUGCCGUUGGUUGGAGUUCGCCAUGGGUCACAUCGAAGCCCGGAGCAUCCAGAUCGCCCGGAAGGACGCCAUUUGCCGACACAAUUGGGUGGGCGAUAUCUGCUGCUAUCGGACGGUUUUGGACUUUUUGUUCCAGAUGCAGGGCCAGGAGUUGCGUCACGAUCGGGAACAGCUGCUGAAGCUGGCACAGGACAAUCGAGAGCUUACGGAUGUGGUUGGGCGGUUGAACGAGAGUGUACGUAAGCUGGAGGAACGGGUGGUGGAUAAUAAGGCGGAUGGUGAGGUGUAAUCUGCUGCUGAGGAUGAUGUUUUAAAAUGCUAAAUGAAGAUGAAGUGAUGAACAUAUUGAAGCACGAACGUCUAUGUGACAAACAUUGAAGAUAAGUUUCAAGUUUUGAAUGACUUGUGGUCUUCGUCGAGGUAAUAUUAAGUUGACAGUGCCUUCCGGAGAAAGUAACAUGACAUCUCAUUUUUAAUGUGUUAAAUUCCUCACUGAUAGUUUAACAGUUUGAUGACUCAUAAGAAAGGCAUGGUAUCUCAAACAGUUGGAUGCAACAAUUACUUGUAGUGUUAGCUAUAAAAGUUUUAUAGGAUAAAUAAAAACAAGCUUUCCACAUGGUCCUGAA